UGGUUGAAGUAAUUCUUACAUCCUGUCGUCCAUACAUACACGUGAAGGUCAGCAACAGAGCCGCAAGGCUUACAUAUUUGGAUACAUAUUGCUCUUACGGUCGGUUUUUAGGGAAAUAUGAACAGCCAGGGAGCUACAGCGGACCCUCAGCUUCAGCAUUUCAUCGAAAUCGAGACUCAGAAACAAAGAUUUCAGCAGCUGGUGCAUCAGAUGACUGAGGUUUGCUGGGACAAAUGUAUGGAUAAGCCCGGUCCAAAACUGGACUCCAGGACAGAAAUGUGCUUCGUUAACUGCGUGGAGCGGUUUAUAGACACCAGCCAGUUCAUCCUAAAUAGGCUGGAACAGACUCAAAAGAGCAAGGGCUCAUACUCUGAGAGCAUGUUGGAAUAAAAACUGUCUGAACUGAAAGGACUGAUGAGACACAUGCACGUGACCCCGGCUCCAUGAAGAGGCUGACACCGCCGUCUGAAAUGAACUUAUUGUUCAACUGGAAAAGGAAAAACAAUAAAUGUUACAUUUCUUACAAGUGCCUCAGAUUAACAAAACGUAUGGAUGCAGAAGUUUAGAGUUUAAGGCAACAUGCUCAGAUUGUGAUCUAUUGCUAGCAGUGACCUCAUGUUCUGUUUUCCAAGCCUCUGGUUAAACUGGGAUACUGAGCUUGAAUGUGGGCGACUGUAGACAGACGGACGCAUCACGAGGACAUUCAGACUCACCUGUCUGAUUUUGAAAACCACAAGGACUCAACACACAACCUGCUGUAAUUUAAGAGAAGUAACAGAUGUCUUGACCCUAAAGGCGUGAGGAUCUGGAUUGUACAUAUGCAAUAAACAUAAUGCCAAAUCA
This is a messenger RNA of Gymnodraco acuticeps, 843 nucleotides long. RefSeq names its product translocase of inner mitochondrial membrane 8 homolog A (yeast) (gene timm8a). The coding region runs from base 118 to 390 and encodes 90 amino acids. NCBI's taxonomy places the organism in Eukaryota, Metazoa, Chordata, Actinopteri, Perciformes, Bathydraconidae. The transcript is spliced from 2 exons. The record is from RefSeq and is a predicted model, not a curated record.